Fukomys damarensis (Damara mole-rat) is the source of this 3341-nucleotide messenger RNA. It is a transcript of the gene Nefl, whose product is annotated as neurofilament light. The record is from RefSeq and is a predicted model, not a curated record. Gene Ontology annotation, cellular component: postsynaptic intermediate filament cytoskeleton; axon; cytoplasm. Gene Ontology annotation, molecular function: structural constituent of postsynaptic intermediate filament cytoskeleton. The coding region runs from base 111 to 1742 and encodes 543 amino acids. Gene Ontology annotation, biological process: neurofilament bundle assembly. The transcript has 5 exons. NCBI's taxonomy places the organism in Eukaryota, Metazoa, Chordata, Mammalia, Rodentia, Bathyergidae.
GACGCCCAGCCGCACACAGCCAUCUAUCCUCCCCUGCCCCUCUCUCCCCGUCCUCCCUUCUCUCUAGGCCCCCAUCCCCGCCGCGGGCCGGAGGGGCACCGGCCGCCGCCAUGAGUUCCUUCAGCUACGAGCCGUACUACUCGACCUCCUACAAGCGGCGCUACGCGGAGGCGCCCCGGGUGCACGUUUCCAGCGUGCGCAGCGGCUACAGCUCCGCGCGUUCCGCGUAUUCCAGCUACUCCGCGCCGCUCUCCUCCUCGCUCUCCGUGCGCCGCAGCUACUCGUCCAGCUCCGGCUCCUUGAUGCCCAGCCUGGAGAACCUCGACCUGAGCCAGGUGGCUGCCAUCAGCAACGACCUCAAGUCGAUCCGCACGCAGGAGAAGGCACAGCUCCAGGACCUCAACGACCGCUUCGCCAGCUUCAUCGAGCGCGUGCACGAGCUGGAGCAGCAGAACAAGGUCCUGGAAGCCGAGCUGCUUGUGCUGCGCCAGAAGCACUCCGAGCCAUCCCGCUUCCGGGCGCUGUACGAGCAGGAGAUCCGAGACCUGCGCCUAGCGGCGGAAGACGCCACCAACGAGAAGCAGGCGCUACAGGGCGAGCGCGAAGGGCUGGAGGAGACGCUGCGCAACCUUCAGGCGCGCUACGAAGAAGAGGUGCUGAGCCGCGAGGACGCCGAGGGCCGGCUCAUGGAAGCGCGCAAAGGCGCCGACGAGGCCGCGCUCGCCCGCGCCGAGCUCGAAAAGCGCAUCGACAGCCUGAUGGACGAAAUCGCCUUUCUGAAGAAAGUGCACGAGGAGGAGAUCGCCGAGCUGCAGGCGCAGAUUCAGUAUGCGCAGAUCUCCGUGGAGAUGGACGUGUCCUCCAAGCCCGACCUCUCCGCCGCGCUCAAGGACAUCCGCGCGCAGUACGAGAAGCUGGCCGCCAAGAACAUGCAGAACGCCGAGGAGUGGUUCAAGAGCCGCUUCACCGUGCUGACCGAGAGCGCCGCCAAGAACACCGACGCCGUGCGCGCCGCCAAGGACGAGGUGUCCGAGAGCCGCCGCCUGCUCAAGGCCAAGACCUUGGAGAUCGAAGCGUGCCGGGGCAUGAACGAGGCGCUGGAGAAGCAGCUGCAGGAGCUGGAGGACAAGCAGAACGCCGACAUCAGUGCCAUGCAGGACACAAUCAACAAAUUAGAAAAUGAACUGAGAACCACAAAGAGCGAGAUGGCUAGAUACCUAAAAGAAUACCAAGACCUCCUCAAUGUGAAGAUGGCUUUGGAUAUUGAGAUUGCAGCUUACAGGAAACUCUUGGAAGGCGAGGAGACCAGGCUCAGUUUCACCAGCGUGGGCAGCAUCACCAGCGGCUACUCCCAGAGCUCCCAGGUCUUCGGCCGAUCUGCCUACAGCGGUUUGCAGACCAGCUCCUACCUGAUGUCUGCCCGCUCCUUCCCCUCCUACUACACCAGCCACGUCCAGGAGGAGCAGAUCGAGGUGGAGGAGACCAUCCAGGCUGCCAAAGCCGAGGAAGCUAAGGACGAGCCCCCUUCUGAAGGGGAAGCUGAAGAGCAGGAGAAGGAAGAGGGUGAAGAAGAGGAGGGAGCCAAUGAGGAAGAAGCUGCCAAGGGAGACUCUGAGGAGGCAAAGGAGGAAGAAGAAGGAGGAGGUGAAGGUGAAGAAGCAGAAGAAACCAAAGAAUCUGAAGAGGAGGAGAAGAAAGACGAAGGUACCGUCGAGGAACAAGCAGCGAAGAAGAAAGAUUGAGUCCCCCCGUUUCCUAACUGUUCCAGGAAAAAUUCUCCCGAAACUUGGCCAACCUCAUCACCAACCAACCAGUUGAGUUCCAGAUCCUACAUGAAUUAAGAAGUCAAUAUAUGUAUACUUCUGAGAUGACCUAGGCUGGACCUUCAAUGUCGUGCUAUGAAUUUUCUCCUUAUGCAGAGUAUCUGUUUGCUUGCAGAGUGGCUUUCUGGCUUGCUGCCAGCCUGUGCAUGGUCCACGCGUAUGAGUUCAGGAUCUAUGGCAAUGUGAAUCAUUCAGAUGUUUACAAUAAAAAAGUGAAUAAGUGAAUUUACUAAUGUUAACAUUAAACUUUAUGGAAAAAUAGUCCUCUGAGCCUUUGGUGGUUAGAAGUUAAAGACCUCGAGUUAUGUGCAAUAAAUAGUAAAUAAAGUUACACUGAAUGACAUAGUUCUUGCUGUGGUUUUUGGUUUAAUUAAAAUACUUUAAAACAUGGCAUCAAUAAAAACAGUAUACAAAGGGUCUAUUGACCUUCAGUUUUUUUAAAAGCUAAAAUUUUCACAGCUACAAUACCUUCUUUAAUUGGAAAUUCUGAGGGAUACAGUUAGGUCAUGACUACAAAAUCUCUUCCCUCAAAAAAAUCUUACUGAUGAUAAACCUAAGGAAGUGAGAGAGUCCAUAAAUAAUGAUAUAUUCUAUAAAUUGUGCUGUGUUAUGUUGAAAGGUGACUUUAUGGAGCAAAUUUUGAAAUUAUAUGACAAAUAUACCCUUUAUGGACAACUGGUAUGUGAUCACGCAGUAAGGGUAGAAUGUGAAGUCUAUGUGUUCAUCACUGUGGCUGCAUUUUUAAUACACUCUAAAUAUGGGCAGGAGUUGACACCUGAGCACAUGAUAUGAUGAAAAGGAAUGUUUUUAUCAAUGUAUAAUUUAGAGAGGAUAAAGGGCAUCAAAGGUUAUUUGCCACUGUAAACACGUUGCCUGCAAUCCUGAGCUAGUGAUUCAGUGUGUUGUAAGUCUAAUUCUAUUGCCUAACAUAAAUAGCAUUUAAUGUCACACAUUUCAAAUCUUUAAAAAAAUUACAGACACUAGUAAUGAAAUUAUUAGCAGUCACGUAGGGGGGAGAUAAUAUAUUUGUGUGUUACAUCGGCAUUGCUCUGCACGUCUUAAUUGGAAAAUACUUGGAUUUCAAUAACUGGGUGGUUGGAUGUUGCAUUAAAAAAAAAAAACCCCGGGCUGUCUGUGUCCACUGUAAAAUUAUGAAAGCUCUUGACUUCACCUUUGGUGUGGAAUAGAGAUGAAAUUAUUGUCUCUCUGCUGCUCUGCUUCUGUUCUUAAACAACUGCUUUGUCAGCUAACUUUGUUUAGUAUCCAUUUUCAAGAUGAUCUUUGAAAAUUAUGAAUGUCACCUGAAACAUUCCUAGUGAUGUGAUCCCUUUGCACUUUGGGAAAGACUAGGCAUCUCCUCAGAAGCCAAGCUUUUCACAUUUAUGCUCUAUAAACAUGGGAGGAUGCUCAUGGCUUAGUGCCUUGCCGAAUGGAAACAGCUGGUUGAUUUGAGAAAUACUUGGUUGAAGUAAGAACAUUGUUCCAUAUUCUAUCCUGUGUGCCAUAAUAAAAUACUGA